Messenger RNA from Fusarium vanettenii 77-13-4, 649 nucleotides. RefSeq lists its product as uncharacterized. NCBI's taxonomy places the organism in Eukaryota, Fungi, Ascomycota, Sordariomycetes, Hypocreales, Nectriaceae. The transcript has 2 exons. Bases 76 to 456 code for a protein of 126 amino acids. The record is from RefSeq and is a predicted model, not a curated record.
AAACGCCAACAAUAAACUCGUACCAAUUUUAUUCAUUACCCGAGCGACUCUUCAUUCAAAUCAACUACUCUCAUCAUGUCGGCUACCAUGGAAAAGGAUCGCGUCUCGGCCGAGUCUGACGACCAGACCUACUCCAGCGAAGAGCAGCCCAAGAAGCAGCGCCGCACCAAGAAGAAGGGCACCAAGUCGUCCCGCCGCAACCAGCAGCAGCAGCAGCAGCAGUCGGGUCCCCUGGACCAACUCCCUGUCGGCGGAGACCUGGGCAACACGGUCGGCGGAGUGACCAACACUCUGGGCGGCGUCACAGGUGGUCUCACCCAGCAGCAAGGCGGCGGCGGCGGCGGCGACGGCGGCAAGGAUACUCUCCGUCUAAGACUCGAUCUCAACCUCGACAUUGAGAUUCAACUCAAGGCGAGAAUUCAUGGUGAUUUGGAACUAUCGCUACUCACCGGGUGAGACCCGAUGGGACUCGGGCUAAUCGCGCUGUCUUGUCUUUGCAGAGGCUAAUUCGCUUUUGUUGUUUUGAAUUGUAGAAACUAAACGGCGCUUUUUAUUUUUAUUGUUAUGGGUACCCAUGUAAUGUUAGCAACUGUGGAAAGUAUUGGGCGUUUUUUGGGAAACAUGGGAAAUUCUAUACGAGUCAAAUGCA